This is a messenger RNA of Oreochromis aureus, 2800 nucleotides long. RefSeq names its product delta-like 2 homolog (Drosophila) (gene dlk2). Lineage: Eukaryota; Metazoa; Chordata; Actinopteri; Cichliformes; Cichlidae. Gene Ontology annotation, cellular component: protein-containing complex; plasma membrane. Gene Ontology annotation, molecular function: calcium ion binding; Notch binding. Bases 659 to 1936 code for a protein of 425 amino acids. The record is from RefSeq and is a predicted model, not a curated record. Gene Ontology annotation, biological process: heterophilic cell-cell adhesion; establishment or maintenance of epithelial cell apical/basal polarity. The transcript is spliced from 7 exons.
UACCUGGAAGGUGAUCCGAGUGACGCACGUCACCUUCACCCCCUAACCUGGAGAGGAGGGCCUAAAUCAGCUGGGAGCUGAACAUCAUGCUGAUGAUGAGAGCUCAGAAUGAAGGACUGAGCUUUUUCAACGCUGCGGCUGCUCUAACGUGACGUCACUGCGUGAAAACAACAAUUAAACCAGAGAAGAAGAAGUUUCAAGUUGCGCAGAAGUAUGUGGACCGUGCUGUUUGUUUCAUCUACCCCUGAUGAACCUCCUCACACCUACAGACAGGCGGGCGGCGAGCAGCUCAGCGCGGAGACUUUCUUUACUUAAGUAGAAGUACAGAUACCUGUGUUUAAAAGUACUCCGGUAAAAGGUGGGAUCAGGGUCUGUGUUGGUGUGUGAGACUGUAGCUGUAAUCAGCCGCUCACAGCUGACCCAGUAAACCCCGUGCACAUGUGCCGUUUGUCUACCUGUUCCUCUCUACCUUCCAGGUGUUUCUGGAUCUUCCUACCUGAACUGUCUGCCUUUCACCUGAGGUCACGCCCAUAGAACAGAGUUCAUUCAGAUCAGUUUGGACGGCGUGAAGCAGGCGGUUACAGUUUUGGUGUCUUUGUUCGUCUGUCGGCACCUGCAGUCAGGACUGAGGGCACUCGCUUCCCUGCAGUGUGGCAGCAUGACAUGUGACGUGUCGCUUCACCGUCAUCUUGUCCCCUCUGCAGUGUCCCACUUCCUCCCGCAGACCGUCGUCUUUGCCCCAGUAGAUAUGUGGGUGCUCAGAGCCGCAGCCACCACGCUGGCGCUCAGCUGCUGUGUCCUCCACGGUAUCAUCUCCCCGCCCUGCACAGGUCAAGAAACUGACUGCAGCUGCAACAUCGCCAACAGCCACUGUGACGAGUUCAGAGUCUGCAGGUGUGACCCUGGCUGGGACGGGGAACUGUGCGACCGCUGCAUGCCGAUGCCCGGCUGCGUGCACGGUUCCUGCGAGCAGCCGUGGCAGUGCACCUGUGAGCCGGGGUGGGGAGGGCGCUUCUGCGACAAAGACCUGAACGUGUGCUCGCAGCAGCAGCCGUGUCAGAACGGAGCCACCUGUGUGAUGCAGGACAGCGGCGACUUCACCUGUCUGUGCCCUCAAGGUUUCCACGGCAACAACUGCCAGCAGAGGACCGGCCCGUGUCACCAGAGGAGGUCUCCGUGUAAAAAUGGCGGUCUCUGUGAGGACGCUGACGGUUUUGCGCCAGAGCUGACGUGUCGCUGCCUGGCCGGCUUCACGGGGCCACGCUGUGAGACUGACAUUGAUGACUGUCUGAUGAAGCCGUGUGCCAAUGGCGCCACCUGUGUGGAUGGUGUCAACCGCUUCUUGUGCGUCUGCCCUGUGGGAUUCAGCGGGCGCUUCUGCACCGUCAACCUGGACGACUGCGCCAGUCAGCCGUGCCUGAACGGGGGCCGCUGCCUUGACCGCGCCGGCGGCUUCCACUGCGUCUGCCAGCCUGGCUUCACUGGACACGUCUGUGAGAUGCCAACAAGUAGCGACGCCGGCAAACCCGGCUGGACAACGGUUGGGUGGGAGGGAGGAGGAUUUAGGGGGAGGAACCAGAGAAUCACGACUAGCAGCGGCGACGGUAGGAACAGCAGCCGUCACGGUGACAGACUGCUGAAAGUGACUGUGAGUGAGCGCAGUGGUGCCGGCCUGUCAGACGUUCAGCUCAUCAUCGUGCUGGUGCUGGCAGGGGUGACGCUCACCAUGGUGGUGCUGACCACCGCCCUUGUUCUGCAGGGUCACUGCAGGAACUGUGGACACACCUAUUGCUGGUCCUCUGUGACAUCAUCAUCGUCUUCACAGAGAGGACAGAAAAGCCACCAGCGAGCACGGCCGGACGAGGAGGAGAGACAAAUCAGUUUUCUGAGUGCAGCAGAACCAGAAAAGAAGAAACUCAACACGGAGGUUAUUUAGACUGACCGGAGGGGGUGGGGACACAGCUCCACCUGCCUCAGGUUCAGCUCCCAGCGAGCACCUGAACUGUGACAUCAUCCAUGUUGUCACAGGACGACUGAAUGGAUAGUUUAAACCCCACCUACAUUACCCAGGGUGCACCUCUGCAGUCAGCUCAGAGGGGCUUGUCCCACCUGCACUGAGCGUGUGGAGGCUUUUAUUUUGAAAAUGUCAUUAGAAACUGAAGCUUUAUUUUAUAAAUCAAUAAUUUAUCAACCCAUUUCUUAUAAUCACUUGGAAAAUAAAAUCGUGUUAACUGUGAGUAGAUUGACCUUUAAAAGAAUCUGACUGACAUCAUCAGCCCACACUCGGCCACGCCGAGCGACGCAAAACAAAAGUCCAGAAUUUAAACGUGGAUGAAAAUCAGACGGAGUUCUGACGGAGGUUUCCAGAAGUUUUCAGAUGGAGAUCUGUGCUGCUUGGCUCCGCCUUUUUAUUCUCAGACUGAGCAGCUUUGCAUGAUUCACAGUUCAGAUUAAUCCUCCUGUUUUAGCUUUCUUUGAUUGGCCAGCUUUCAGAAAGCUGCAGCUUUCUGCACAACAUAAACCGUUAAAUGAAAGUUUGGCGUCGCCGUGGGUUACUGAGUGAAGCCUGAUGGGACGUGACCACAGUGAAAUCUACUCGCAUCAAAGUGAAGUGCGAAUAUGUCACAACUGUAUUUGUAUAUAACGUGUUUAUUUAUUGUAUGGUGUACAUGCAUGUGUGCUCCGCCCACACACACCACUGUCAGACCUCAUCACGUUACAGGGACACAAACGCAGACUGAAACUUCUGAUGUCACUGAACAGAUCCUCACGCAGACAUUAAAGCUGUUUCUGAACUUUA